AUGUCCUCUGCCAGCGAGACUGGCACGUCGUCUACUCCGCCACGUGCUAAUGCACCAGUUUAUGAUUAUAGUAAAAUUGAAUCCAUUCAACGCGAUAUCGAGCAGGCUAAGGAAUGCAAGGCAGAUGCCAUGCUGCAAGCCCUCCUUCAGCGCGCUUCUUCCGCUCCCGAGACUAAACAGCCCGAGCUCCUGCAAAAGUGUCUCAAGGCAGUUCUGCCGGUUUGCAAUGGACAGGCCUCCACUGCUCUUGUAAAGUCGUCUGAUGUCGAGACAGCCCUCAAGGAAUAUAUACGUCCAGGAGUUGAACACAACUUUUACGGCCCUUUCAUAAGAGCCACUAAUGUCGCUCUCGCAUGUCUUGAAGAGAUCAAGGUUGAUGGGAUGCGUGCCCCUGUCUCCGCCGUGGACAUUAUCUGUCAGCAGAACGAUAUGCCCAUGCACCAAACCCACCAGACCGCGGAAUCAAUUCGGAAGCCCGACCUCGUCAUUCUUCCUUUGAACAGUGCAUGCGUUCCCUUCCAGGAUGAGAAGGGCGGCGAGAAGGGGAAAGAGGAGGACGAACAGGAGGACGACGACCAGCGCAAAAGGAAGCGCAAGGCUCACAUGGACACGAAUGCAACGGAAAAGCCAAAGAAUCUCCCCUGGAAAGAUGUUCUAGCUUGCAUCGAGUUCAAGAGAAAGACGCCAGGGAGGACGAAAGGGAUCGACUCACCGCCCUGUUCGUACACAGUGAAAGACUAUGUCCCCACCAAGCCAGAAUAUCUGCCAGUGGAUCACCUUGAGGCUGAGAACCAGGCGUCAGGCUCUUCGCAGACUUCAGCAAGACAAUCCGUGUCUGACGCUGCAUUUCUAUCUUCCAGUCUUACUUCUGCACAGCCUUCCCGGGACGGGUCCAAGCGCAAGGCCACGAAUACUUUGCAAUCCGCCGCGAAAAAAAUCAAGAUGGAUCCCGACGACACGGACACUGAUGUGGAUGCCGAUUUAGAUGUAACCAUCCAGACGGGUCUGUACGUCGCUGAAAUGUUUGCGGACAAUCUGGGAGUCACUUAUGUGCUGAAUAUUAUUAUUGUCGACGAUGUAAUGUGGAUCUGGUAUUAUGAUCGGCAAGGGAUUAUUCAAUGCUCAGGCAUCAACUUCAUUCAAGAUCUCCCGCGAUUCAUGGUGCUGUUGUAUGCUUUACAACGCUUCAAGCUUCACGAUUGGGGGAAUAAGGUCUUCCUCCCAGUUCAAGUUGAGGGGAAACGAUGCCACAAAAUCAAAAUCAAAGAUGAAAAGCUUGGAGAGGUGGAUCUGCUGCUUCACACUAGUCACAACAAAAGAGUGGCACGCUAUGGACUGCAAGGACGGGCCACUAAUGUGGUCCCUGUCGCCAGUGAAGCGCUCACGAAAAAAUACGAUAACCUCCAGGAUGGGAUGGUGGCCAAAAUCUUUUGGGGAGAGGCGAGUCGCACGAGCGAACCGGAAAUCUUGGACAAGGUUAAUGAGAUCGCGAAGGUUCACAGUUCUGUAAAAGGCCAUAUCCCUGAGUUGCUGUGGCACUACAAGUUUACGGAUUCUACGUCCGCCAUCCGAGAAGCGCUCGGCGUCCCAGACCCACCACGGGCAGUCGCGUCCUCUACAUUCUCGUAUUCCGCAAGCUCAAGCCAAUCACGGAGCUCCACGGCAGAGAGCUUUUCGACGUGUGUUAUCAAUGCAUACUAUGAAGGGGUCUAUCAUCGAGAUGUCAGCCCUGGAAACCUGAUGUGGUACUGGCAAGACGGGAAGCGGAUAGGUGUUUUAAACGACUACGAUCUAUCCUCAUUGGCGGAUGACACAGGUUCUCGAGGGAAUGAAUGCAUAGGAACGAUGCCGUUCAUGGCGAUCGAUCUUCUCAGAGUACCGGGUCAACGAGGCGAAGUCAAACAUCUAUAUCGCCAUGAUCUGGAGUCCUUUAUGUGGUGCUUUGCCUGGAUCUCCUUGAAAGGAGUCCGUCUAUCUCAGGGAUUGCUCCCUGUCGAUGAAUGGGCGACUUUAGAUGCCAGGACAUGUGCCGUCGAGAAGUCGUUUUUCCAGGGACAUAUAGAAGUCCCCGCACACUUGCGCAAAGAUAAACUUAUGUGGAAAUUCCUUGUGGAUUGUUUCCACGUGCUUAACACGCACGCCUUUAAUCGAGUUACACAACUAUACCAAUCAAUGAGAAAGGGAGACAAACCGACCAACUCCGAGGAAUCAGAAUCAGACAUUGAUGGUUUUCUACUGUCAUUCCAGAACACUGAGAGCUGGACUGCGCUCAGAAAAUCUUUGCAGUAAUUUUCACUUGUUACACUACCUGGGUUCCGAUACUUGCGUCAAUUGCUCCUGUGUACUUUGUCUUCGGUAGGUAAACCGAUCGAUUAAAUGGAUGAUAGUGAUUCGUCGUUGCACAGAAUGAACA
This is a messenger RNA of Suillus discolor, 2413 nucleotides long. RefSeq lists its product as uncharacterized. The transcript has 5 exons. Bases 1 to 2289 code for a protein of 762 amino acids. NCBI's taxonomy places the organism in Eukaryota, Fungi, Basidiomycota, Agaricomycetes, Boletales, Suillaceae. The record is from RefSeq and is a predicted model, not a curated record.